UUGUAUUAAGAACUGCCAGGAGAAAGUGAAUCCAGAUGAAAAGUUUAUCAUAGAAGCGACUUGUGUAGCAAGAUGUUAUGGACAGCUGGAGUUCAAAUGGAAUUUAUUCUGGUUCAAUAGCAGCGAUAUGACAGAACCAUUUGACCUCAAUGAGUUGAACAAAGUAGGUGAAAAAACGUUCAUGACUGAUAAACAUUAAGAUGUGUUUUUUUUUCAAUUCGCUAUUGAAUCCUACGAAUAAAUUGUUGAAUCCUGAGAAUGACUCUUUGAAUUCUAAGAAUGAAUUAUUGAUUCCUACAAAUGAAUCAUUGAAUCCUAUGAAUGGAUUAUUGAAUCCUAAGAAUGAAUUAUUGAAUCCAAAUAAUUAACCAUUGAACCGUAAGAACGAAUUACUGAAUCCUAAGAAUGAAUAUCUUUGAAUCUUAAAAAAUGGAUUAUUGAAUUCUAAGAAUGAAUUAUUGAAUCCUAAAAAUGAAUUAUUGAAUUCUAAGAAUGAAUCUUUGAAUUCUAAGAAUGAAUUAUUGAAUCCUAAGAAUGAAUUAUUGAAUGAGAAUGAAUCAUUGAAAUUAUAGCCUAAUAUAACAUCUUUAAAUUCGUAAAGAAAAUAGGUGGGGUCUGGGGAAGCUCCUCCCCCCAAAAUGCCGAUGUGUUGAAGUUCGAUUUUCGCAUUUCUGGUAUUUUCUCGAGAGAAUUCGCUAACAAAUUGACCAGCGUAUUCGCGGAUUAAACAUACCAUUUUUUUGUAUCAUAUUUUGUGUUGCUACAUUGUUACGGCAAAUUUUAAUUUUAUAUAUUGGAAGGCCACUUUUGACUUUUGCCCCCCUUGUUGUGUUAGAAAAGGGUACAAUGGGCGCUUGCCUUACCCUGCCCCCCACUCCGGCGUCCCUGACCGCAAUCGUUCAUUUAUUUUAGGUCAGUUCGGAUACAUUGAGUACCAUGGUCACCAACCCUAUUGACGAGCUUCAAAUGGCAUUCAAACCAAACACACUGAUAGCGGACAGAAAAUACAUCUUACAACUGACUGCAAGAAGACCUAACAAUGUUUCUGGAGAAUUCAGAUAUACAAUGCUCAUGAACGCUGCUCCGACGGGAGGUCAGUUUGAAAGAGUUGCCCUUUUAAAUGAUGCAUGAUAACUUACAUUAGUAUUUUUGCACAAGUGAACAUAACAAAUCCUACAAGUUGAUUGGUCAAAUUUGACGUAUUAAGCUGUUAUAUUCACCGACAGGUGAGUAUAACAAAACCGAAAUUUUCAACAUGGCGGCUAGUCGUUUUGUGGACGUUAUACUGAUAAAAAAAAUAAGCGAAAUUAAAAUAAAUUCAGUCCCAAAAAACACAAAAAUACUAAAACAAUUAUUCGCCUCAUACUCGGUGAUUAUUGGGGAAUAUUCACCUCGACUUCGUCUCGACGAAUAUUCCCCGAUAAUCACCUCGCCUUCGGCGAAUAAUUGUUUUAAAAAUACAAUGCUUCACAGUAAUAUACAUAACUAGGGUAGACCCGGACAGUGCAUACCUCGAUACAUACAUACACAAGGUUGAGGAGGCCAAAAAACUCGCAACAAGUUGUUCCAACAAGUCUGAUAUCGUUUUUACGUAACAAGUUGUUAACAAGUUGAUGACAACAAGCUCAUAGCAACCUGUUACGAACAGCCUGUAUGUACCAUUUACAACAUGAGCGGCCGUGUUGUAUCGGAUAUGUUGUAAAUGGCUUAAAAAACGACUCAUCUUAUGAGUUCAUUGGCGCAGUAAUUUUGAAAAUAAACGUUGUCUAAGCCGAGAAAAUCAAAGUUAAAGUUUAUGUAAAUCAACAUGAAUCUGUAUCAUAUAUACAGAUACGACACGCUUAUGAUUUUUCUUUGUGUUUUCUUCAUGAAUUAUUAAUGAGUUUUUUAAUAGUCUAGUUGGAACAAAUUGUAGCAAGCUUGUUGCAGUCAUCAACCAUGUAACAAGGUGAUAGCAACUUGUUCCAGACUUGUCACAACAACUGGGAACAAGCAGUGCGAACACAUCCUGAUAUCGACUUGACAACAACCUUGUUACAUUUGUUUGCAGAUCCGUAACAACUUGCGCGUUUUCAAGUGUGUAGUCCGACUGCAUGAACAUGAAAUGUUUUUCCGUGCGAACCUCGGCUAUGUAACGUUUCCCGGUCAGUCAUAUGAACAGGCCCUAAGAACUUAUGUUUCUUUCACACAGGUAGAUGCAGUGUCUUCCCACCAAGCGGUGUUGCCAUGACAACCACGUUUAACAUCACAUGCAUCAACUGGACAGAUCCCGAUCCACCAAUCAAAUACGAUUAUGCUUACGAAUUGAAUGGCGUUAGAACAGUAUUUUUAACCCUUACUGGAAGUCCCGGGAAAACUGUCAUCGCCAGUAGCGAUUUGCCGAUUGGGAAUGCGAAUCAAGACAAUGACUUGGAUAUUUAUGUGAAUAUCAGAGAUAAAUUUGAUGGAGCGACUGAAAUUCAUUUCACUGUUAAGGUAGUUAUAGUCGAUAACGUGUGUUACUGAUGCUUGUGAUGUUACUCUGAGUGUAUAUCCACACCGGGCAAGCUUGAAAAAUAUGCCUGUCCACGGUGAGAAUCGAACCUACGACCUUUGGAAUACUAGCCCAAUGCUCUGCCAACUGAGCUACGCGGUCAGGUCGGUUCAACCACUUCGCGAAAUACUGGGGUAACAAAUUCAGUUGACAAAGAAAUUCCCGCAGGAAAUUUCGCAUUUUUUCACAACUUCUUUCUCCAAAAUUCCUUUGUUUUUGUUGCCAAUUAUAUAGACAAACACGAAGGAUUUUGCGAAAGUCUAGAGCAUUUACAAAAAAAUGUACAAAAAAACAAGAAAACCCAAUCUACUCUACCUACGUUUUUGCAACAAGAAAUAUAAAACCCAUGUAUUUUUUUACCUUAAUACAUGUCCAAUGUUUAGUGUAACAGCCAGUUUUCUUUCAUAGGUGGAUCCACCCGGUAAAGACAGUUUCAACCUGACCAACCUCGGCAACAUGUUAUCAGGUUCACACAACCCGUUAGACGAAUUAAUCGCAGGCGGUGAUCCACGAAAAGCCUUGUCAAUGGCAGGAGUGAUUGGCUCAGUGUUGAAUCAUGUUGAUUACAACAGCAAUACAUCACGAAACAUGACAGCUGACGAAAUGGCAAGAAGACGAGACGAGAGUCAAAAAGUUGACGAGGUGCGAAUUAUAGGAAAUAAAUCUUAGCAAAAGAAAUAGUAAUUCAUGCCGCGUUUUAUCCCCAAUUCCGCUUCCAUGAUCCUGCUUCCGCAAUUCCGUUUCCGCGAUUCUGGAUCACAACUCAUUUAAUUUAUGACGUUAAAUAUCAGUUUCUUUGUUUUAGUUGAAACAAAACAUCAUGAAAUCACUUUCUGGUAUCAACGUGACGGACAUGAACACGUUAUUGCAACUGAGUGGCACAACACAAGUUCUGACAGAAAAUUCAGACGUGUUAUCACCCACAACCCAGGUAAGGUAAAAAUUAACCUUUUCUAAGCAUAAACCUUAAGAUAAAACUAGGGGUAGCGGGUCAGAGGUGGAAUUGUUUUUGUCUGGGAACUUGAGUUUAGGGCUAAAAAUUUUCUGGAAAACGGAUUAUAUAAUAAAUAUGGAAAAUUAAAGUAUUAUUGCAUGCAUGAAGCAAUAUGUCUUCAACGUUGAGCGUCUUGUGCCAUAUAAUAAUCUACUGCAGGCUGUAUGAAUAUUUUUUAUGAAACUUUUCAGUUGUAAUUUAGGUAUCGAGUUAGUAGAUUAAUUAGCUAUAGGCAUUUAAUGAUUUAAAAAGUUAGUCAAUCAGUCUAAUUUUCAGAAUUAACUAUCACACAUAAAAAAUAUCAGUGAAAAUUUCUGCAAAAAUGUAGAUUAAACUUGUUUGACUUAGAACUGGGUUCAAAUUGACGGUGUUCAUUACCUAUUGACUUGAAAUGAUAGGAAAGAACUUCACAGUCCAACAUCGAUAAACAUGCCUGGUUGGAAAAGCCUUGGGCAAAAAUUUCCAAUUUCAAACCCAUGCAUGAAAAAUCUUGCGAGCAUGAAAAAUCUUGAAAAUAUUGCCAGUUUCUCUACGAUCAUCUCAAGUAGAAAUAUGGUAAAUACUCGCACUUUUUAACCACAUUACACCAUUUCUAACCUGAAAGAACGCCUCAACCUUGUACAAACAAUAUCCGGUAUCCGCCCGGAUAUUUUAUAUAUCUGGCCGGUGACCGGAUAAUGAGAUUUUCUCACUAUCCGGCUCGGAUAUGAUAGCCGGUGCACCCCCAGAUAUUACAUAAGGCUGCAUGUAUAUGAAGCAACUUACUUUGGUUAUAUUUUCUAGGAAUAUGGUGUAGGGUUAUGCUCUGCAUCGGUGACAGGUUUGACAACACUAUCUAAAGGACAAAGUUCAUUUAAAAACGUGAAGUCAGCAGUUACGAAUUUGGCGAGCACAAUUGGGCAGUUGAUCGAGGCGUCUACGAAGCCAAGUGAUGAGGAAGACCUCGCCAUAAAUGACGCG
Molecule: messenger RNA, 4487 nt
Organism: Paramuricea clavata
Lineage: Eukaryota; Metazoa; Cnidaria; Anthozoa; Malacalcyonacea; Plexauridae
Source: the annotation of a GenBank genome assembly